Molecule: messenger RNA, 2920 nt
Organism: Nematolebias whitei (Rio pearlfish)
Lineage: Eukaryota; Metazoa; Chordata; Actinopteri; Cyprinodontiformes; Rivulidae
Gene: specc1
Product: sperm antigen with calponin homology and coiled-coil domains 1
Exons: 12
Coding region: 65-2920 (951 amino acids)
Source: RefSeq, a predicted model, not a curated record
GAGUCGGUAGCAACAUCAUCAGUCGGUGUCAGGAGUUCUGCCGCAUUACCGAACAGGUGUAGCCAUGCUUAAACCAGGCUCCACUAAGCUGGGGCUGCCUAAAGCAGGACUCCAGGAGCGGGUAAGGCAUUCUUCCCUGGCUUCGCCUCCUUCGGCCUCUACAAUAAUGAAGACCUCGAGAUCCUCCAACACGUUGGCCUUAGACCAGCGACUCAGCAAGCUGAAAAGAGCCAGCAGUGAUGAUGCUUUGACAAAGCCCACACUGGGAGCUGCUGCUGCAGGCUCCAGGAUGAGGAAGACGGUCACUACUGGAGGGAUUUCAGAUCUAGCAGAGGCCCGUCCUCGCAGCCUGUCAGGUGUGCAAGCAGCCAAAAAGUCUGGAAUCCCAGCUCCAAGAGAAAUUCCUUCAGCCAUGACGAGAGAUCGGGUUUCUCUUAGAGAUCAACUGAGAAGCUCAUCCACUAAAAGAAUGGUUUCCAGUGCCAGCACCUCGAGCCUCUCCACUCUAGCAAAGCAGACACGUAAUUCAACCAAGUCUCGUACAGAUGCUGAGGGCCAGGAAAAAGGUCAUUUGGAGAACCAGGUGAAAGAGCUGAUGUCUGAGGCCAAAGCUAAAGACUUAGAGAUCAAUAAUCUAAAGAUGGAGCUUCAGCACUGCAAAAAUAAAACCUACACAGCUUCUUCUUUACCCUCACCCAUCUCAUUUUCACACCCAGAGCAUGCAGCUGAUUGUGAGCAGGAACAGGUGGCUGAGGCCCUGGUACUGGUCGGAGAGCUUAGAGAGAAGAAUGGGAAGUUUCAGAGAGAGUUGGCCAACCUGAGGGAAGAGAACCAGUCACUGAAAAAAAGGUUGCUCUGCUUGGAUGCUUCUCCUCUUUCUGACAAAAACAAAAGCUCUUCUUCUAUUACUCUUGUGAAUGGUAUGUCCUUAGACUGCUCACCCACCCAACAGAAUGGUCUCCACUCCACUGCCAGCCCACUCAAACCCUCAGUUUCCUUCAGCUCUGACACCACAAAGGAGUCCCCAUCUCCAGACUCCUCAGUGUUUGAGAAGAUCUCGUCACGCUCAGAAUCAAGAAGUAGCUGUGUUAGUGGGGAAGCUGUGGCAGCAGAAGUGAACAGUGCUUUGAGUCAGGAUGUGUCAGUGCAAAGACUAACUGAGCAGAUUCACAAGAUGGAGGAGAACCAUCACAGCACAGCAGAGGAACUGCAGGCAACACUGCAGGAGCUGGCUGACCAGCAGCAGGUGGUGCAAGAGCUAACGGCAGAAAACGAGCGUCUAGCUGAGGAAAAGCGCCUCCUGCAGACCUCACUUCAGCAGCAGAGAGAGCAUCUGGAAGUGUUGGGUCAGAAGAAUGAAACACUUGCUGUCAGACUUCAGGAGCAAAAUCAGGCUCAGGCCCAGAGGCAGCAAGAACUAGGUAGCCAAGGGCCUCGCCUGGCAGAGCUGGAAGAGAAGUAUGCAGAGUUGGUGGAGAGCUCGCGGUUUGAACGUGAAAAACUGGUGGACAUCCAGCAGCAGUUGACAGGCAGCCUGCGGGCUCUAGAGGAAGAACACCAGGAGGCCCAGGGUCAGGUGCGCUGCCUCAAAGAGGAAAUGGACAGAUUGCAGGCCCAGCUGGACAAGGAGGUGGAAAGCAGAGGUCAGGCAUUCCAAGCUGCAGAGGAGCAUCGAACAGCAGCAGACUGUCUCAGACUGGAAACCAGUAGGCUGAAGGCACAGGUGGAUAUUGAGAAACAAAAAGUGGGCGAGCUGAAGGCCAUGCAAAGUGCCAGUGACAACACAGAGCUGCAGAAUUUGCUGAAGACUGCUCACGCUGAGAGGGACAAAAUUGAGGUGAAGAUGACAGAACUGAGACAGGAGGUUCUUCAGGCCCAUGCAGAAACUGAGCAUGUGCGAGCCACAUUGUCCAAGCUGGAAGUCAAGUGCAAGCAAAUCCAGGAGCAGGCUGAAAAGAGAGAGCUGGAGCUAAACGAUGAAGUGAGUUCCCUGGAGGACGCCAGGAUGCAGGCAGAGAACCAGAUGAGGGAAAUGAAGGAGACCAUCUUUGAGCUGGAGGACCAGGUGGAGCAGCAGAGGGCUGUAAACUGCCACACCAACCAAGCUGUCCUGGACAUGGAGAAUGUUGUGACAAAGCUGGAGGAGCAGAAAGCUGAAGUAGAGCGACAACUGAAAGCUCAGAGCAGACAGAUGAAGGAAGAAAAAGAGGACUGGCGACGUUUUCAAGCAGACCUCCAGACGGCUGUGGUGGUGGCCAACGACAUCAAAGUUGAGGCUCAGCAGGAGCUGCAUGCUCUCAGGAGGCAGCUGCAGGAGGAGCAGGACCGUAAUGCAAAGCUUGCAGGAGACCUCGAGGCUCUGCAAGGAGUCAGGUCCCAAGGUGAUGAGGUGAGAGUGCCUGACUCUGACAGCAACAGUCACUGGUGUGGAAUCUCCAUGAUCCACACGUCAGCCGCCGACGCCAGCGGAGAUGCCAGCUCAGAGCCAGGAGCUACUGUCAAAUCCCUCAUAAAGUCCUUUGAUACUGUUGAACAGAAUGGACCAGCCCACACACUUCAAAUGUAUUCCUCACUAAGGAGCCCGCUGAGUGCCAUUCCUGUUCGCACGGCUCCAGCUGCAGCCGUCUCUCCCAUCCAGAGGCACACAUACAUAAAACCACUAUCAAAGACACUGGAAAAAAGAAUAAACCACGGAGAGUUCUCUCUUUCUCGGGAUAAGUUGUCAAGCUUUGGGGAGGACCUGAAACCUACCAGCCUCAUGAGGAAGAGCCCAUCUCUGGAGAGUGUUUUAAAAAGCCCUGCUUCCCUCAGCAGCCACACUGCAUUGUUCAGCUUCAGCCGAGGCCACAGCAGGCUCAGAGGGCCCCCUGUUGGCGAAAUCCGGGAAAAAGAUGAACUUCCGGAUGCCGGGGAUGUCUGA